CAUCACGAAGCAUGAAAUAUGAUUCUCCUUUCUAUAAAAGUCUGAUCUUAAAUCAUGUGUGUGGGAGAGAGUGAAAGGGAGAGAGAGAGAGUGAAAGGGAGAGAGAGUGCGAAAAGGAGAGAGACUGUUAAGGCUAGACCGUCCAGAAAGGAACGUACGUCGGCCCGCCCUGGUUGGCAGUCAGUAGCUCUAAGGUGGGUUAGAGAGACAGACACCAACUCCAGUCCAGUGGAGUAUAUUACAGCGACCUGUCUCUUUAAAUUGCUGUCAAAGCCGAUUAGCGCUGUUUUCGCCGUCUGUUCCCUCAAUCUAUUUUGGUUUACGUUGCUGUAGCCUGCACGACAAGUUGUGAUUUUCCAUUUUAUAUACAUAUACAUUUCUCAACAUUUGGGUCAGUUUGGGUUUACUUUCUGGCAUGGAGACGUGCGUUCAUUGAUUUAUUUCUGGUUGGACCCUCUGGGUCCGUCUGGGUAGACUCCGGUAGACAGCCUGCUUGCUUCGCUGCGCGCAGCGCGCUAGGAUAGGACUCCAACUUUUCUGCGCGUCUGUGGUAAGCUUGGAUUUACCUCUCCCCUCCACUUCUUUCUCAGUCUCAUACACUGACUGUCAACUCUGUGACAAAAUAUGAGAAAUUUGUCACAAAUAUGACAUCAACAAAAUCAAUAACUUUCUGAAAUCGACAGAGAGAAAGGGUCUCAGAAAAUGCAGAAGAGCGUGCGGUAUAAUGAGGGGCACGCUCUGUAUCUGUCGGUUGUCGCGCGGAAAGAGGGCACGAAGCGCGGCAUCCUGAGCAAGAAGACGACCGAGAACAGUCGAUGGAACGAUAAGUACUUUGCUCUCUACCAAAAUGUGCUCUUUUACUUCGAGAACGACCAGAGCACCCGGCCCUCCGGGAUUUACUUGCUGGAGGGGUGCACGUGCGAGAGGGUUCCCGCGCCCAAAGGGUCCACCCUCAACAAGGACACGGUUGACAAGCAGCAGCACUACUUCCUGGUGGUGUUCGGACAUGACGGUCAGAAGCCUCUGGAACUGCGGACGGAGGAGGAAGCCGACUGCAAUAAGUGGGUGGAAUCUAUCCAACAGGCCAGUUACUCUGACAUCAUCAUUGAGCGCGAGGUCCUGAUGCAGAAGUACAUCCACUUGGUCCAGAUCAUGGAGACUGAGAAGGUGGCAGCCAGCCAGCUCCGCACCCAGCUAGAGGACCAGGGCACAGAGAUAGAGAGGCUCAAAGCAGAGAUCGUAUUGUUGAACAAGGACAGGGAGAGGAUGCUUCCUUACCGGGCCCACCAGGAGGAGGAGGACCCAGACAUUAAAAAAAUCAAAAAGGUUCAGAGUUUCAUGCGAGGAUGGCUGUGUCGCAGGAAGUGGAAGAUCAUCGUUCAGGACUACAUUUGCUCCCCCCACGCUGAGAGCAUGAGGAAGAGGAACCACAUCGUGUUCAACAUGGUGGAGGCGGAGACAGAGUACGUCUGUCAGCUCUCCGUACUGGUCAACUUCUUCCUCAGGCCACUACGGAUGGCCGCCAGCUCCAAGAAACCUCCUAUCAGCCACGAUGACGUCAGCAGCAUCUUCCUCAACAGUGAGACCAUUAUGUUCCUGCAUGAGAUCUUUCACCAGGGCCUAAAGGCCCGGAUAGCCAACUGGCCAACUCUGGUGCUGGCCGACCUGUUUGACAUCCUGCUGCCCAUGCUGAACAUCUAUCAGGAGUUUGUGAGGAACCACCAGUAUAGUCUGCAGGUUCUGGCCAAUUGUAAGCAGAAUCGAGACUUCGACAAGCUGCUGAAGCAGUACGAGGCUAACGCUGCCUGUGAAGGACGCAUGCUGGAGACCUUCCUCACGUACCCCAUGUUCCAGAUUCCUCGUUACAUCAUCACCCUCCACGAGCUGCUGGCACACACGCCUCACGAGCACGUGGAGCGCAAGAGCCUGGAGUUCGCCAAGUCUAAACUAGAGGAGCUGUCAAAGAUGAUGCAUGAUGAGGUGAGCGACACUGAGAACAUUCGUAAGAAUCUGGCCAUCGAGAGAAUGAUCGUUGAAGGCUGUGACAUAUUACUGGAUACCAGUCAAACCUUCGUCAGACAGGGCUCUCUGAUACAGCUCCCAUCCAGCAGUGAACGGGGCAUGCUCAGUAAGGUACGUCUGGGCUCUCUGUCUCUCAGGAAGGAAGGAGAACGACAGUGCUUCCUGUUUACAAAACACUUCCUUGUCUGCACACGCACUUCCGGCGGGAAGCUACAUCUGCUCAAGCAGGGUGGGGUGUUGUCCCUGAUAGAAUGUACCCUUGUAGAGGAGCUGGAUGCCAAUGAUGAGGACUACAACGCCGGUGGUCAGGGCUUCAACCACCUAGAGUUCAAGAUUGUGGUGGAACCCCCUGACAGCCCCACCUUCUCUGUUGUCCUAUUGGCUCCUUCCCGCCAGGAAAAAGCUGCCUGGACCAGUGACAUCAGUCAGUGUAUAGAUAAUAUCCGUUGCAAUGGCCUGAUGACCAGUGUGUUUGAGGAGAACUCCAAAGUCACUGUGCCGCACAUGAUAAAGUCGGACGCACGGCUACACAAAGAUGACGUGGACAUCUGCUUCAGCAAGACGCUCAACUCCUGCAAGGUCCCCCAGAUCCGCUACGCCAGCGUGGAGCGCCUGCUGGAGCGCCUGACUGACCUGCGCUUCCUGUCUAUCGACUUCCUCAACACCUUCCUCCACACGUACAGAAUCUUUACCACCGCUACUGUGGUCAUGGAAAAACUGGCAGACAUCUAUAAGAAACCCUUCACCUCAAUACCUAUUAGGGUUCAGUACCACUCCUCCGAUCGUCUGUCCAUCACCUCUCUCUGUCCUGACUACAGUCUGAAGAUUACCCGGCUAGCUCUGGACCAGAAAGAGUCUCUGGAGUUGUUCUUUGCCACUAAUCAGGGGACAUGGGGCAGCGAGCACCUCAACAACAAAUCUCCCCGUCUCUGCCGCAAGUUCUCCUCCCCUCCCCCUCUAACCAUCCCCUCCCGCACCUCCUCCCCCAUCCACUCCCGCAAACUCUCCCUCUCCUCCCCAAUUUCCUCCAGGGCCAGCGUCUUAGACCUCUCCACCCCGUCCUCCUCCGCCGCCAACUCCCCCACCUCCUCCAACCCCCCCUCCAUCUCCUCCCCACCUCCCAACGCGACCAAGCCCCCAACAGGGUCCUCCUCCCCACCUCCCACCGCCCGCUCUCAGUCUGGGUUAUCGUCCCCCCCUCCCACAUGUACGCGGGCUCCCAGCCUGCCAGUAGUCCCUGGGUUCUCCACCUCCCCCACCGCCAACACCACCACGAAAGCCCCCCUGGACCUGAGUAGCUCCCCUGGCUCCCCGGAACCCGCCCUGACGCCGGAGGAGGGAGGAGACAUGACGCGCAUCGACGCUUUCUGUGGGAAACUCAGGCGCAGCAUACGCAGGGCCGUGCUGGAGACGGUUUCGAUGGAGAAGUUCCUCCCCGAGUCGAACAGUCAAGUCAGUGAGGAUCGAGCCCCCCUAACAGAGUCCCCCUGCCGUUCCCCCUCCACACCCCGACACAUGAGGUACAGGCAGGCUGGCGGUUCCACGGGAGAGAACAACCGCGGCACGAUGUCACCUGCCUCGGCCUUCGCUAUCGCCACUGCGGCCGCCGGACACGGCAGUUCCCAGGGUUUCAAUAAUAGUGAAAGGACCUGUGACAAGGAGUUUAUAAUCCGUAGAGCUGCGACCAACAGAGUCCUCAAUGUGCUGCGUCACUGGGUCUCCAAGCACUCACAGGACUUUGAGAUGAAUGGUGAGCUGAAGAUGGGUGUAAUUACCCUACUGGAGGAAGUGCUGCGAGACCCCGAUCUGCUGCCUCAGGAGAGGAAAGCCACCGCCAACAUUCUAAGUGCCCUUUCUCAAGACGAACAAGAUGACGCUCAGCUGAAGUUAGAAGACAUCCUACAGAUGAGAAGUCCACUUCUCCACUUCAUCCUGGCAGAGGUUCCGAAAGCAGAGUGUUUCGAGUCUCUGUCUGCGAUGGAGCUGGCUGAACAGAUCACCCUGCUAGACCACAUCGUGUUCAGGAGCAUCCCAUACGAGGAGUUUCUGGGCCAGGGCUGGAUGAAGCUGGAUAAGUCAGAGAGAACACCGUACAUCAUGAAGACCAGUCAACAUUUUAACGAGAUGAGUAACCUGGUGGCGUCUCAGAUCAUCGCCCAUACAGACGUGGGCUCCAGGGCCAACUCCAUAGAGAAAUGGUUGGCUGUGGCCGACAUUUGCCGCUGCCUUAACAACUUCAAUGGAGUUCUGGAGAUCACCUCAGCUCUCAACCGCAGCGCCAUCUACAGGCUGAAGAAGACAUGGGCCAAAGUCUGCAAACCGACCAAGACACUGAUGGACAGGCUACAGAAGACAGUGUCAUCAGAAGGCCGGUUCAAGAACCUGAGAGAAACCCUGAAAAACUGCAACCCCCCGUGUGUGCCCUACCUGGGGAUGUACCUGACCGACCUGGCCUUCAUCGAAGAGGGAACGCCAAACUUCACCGCGGAGGGGCUCGUCAACUUCUCCAAGAUGAGGAUGAUUUCUCACAUCAUCAGAGAGAUCCGUCAGUUUCAGGGGGCACCCUACAAGAUAGAGCACCAGCCCAAGGUAACUCAGUUCCUGAUGGAUAAGACUCUGGUGAUGGAUGAAGACACUUUGUAUGAACUGUCCUUGAAAAUCGAACCUCGCAUCCCUUCUGUCUAAACACGCCAUACAGUUGGUCUCCUUCCAGCUGCGUCAGACUCUUAGUGAUUAGCAUUCAUGUUAUUAUCCGCUUGGUAACCGUGGUAACCGUGGUAACCAUGGAACCGAUGGACGAGAGGGCCUUGGUAAAAUGGGAGAGUUGCGCGCUUAAAGCCGGAAUCCCUAAUGGUGAAACUGCCACGGCCGUUUGCAAUGUAACGACCACAAAGACAUUUCUGCCAACAAGAAUUUCUUCUUUCUCCCCCUCACACGCAUGCUAGAAAUGUUUUUCCUUGAUCAACAAAACAAUAAAAAUACCAACAUAUGCUUGGCUGACAGUGGCACUGUUUCUCCCUCCUGCAGAUUCCAACAUUAAGGGUUCUCGUUACUUUAUCAGCAUUGCCAAUGAUUAUGCGUAGGAACUCAGGUGAAGAUGUGCCUUGCUUGUAAAUAUGUACAUAUCAGUGGACAGUUAAAAACUGGGUUAGCGCAGUAAUCACUGUUAGAAAGGUUUUCCGCAUGAUCUUACAUUCCAAUGUUAAACCCUGAUAGACUGAGGUCUGGCUGUGCCUAGGAUGGAAAAGGCUAUCUAUAGGAAUAGAAAAUGAUCCAGAUGAAUCUAGACGGAAGAAGACUAGUCAAGAAGACUUGAGGGAAUUAAUUUGCUAGCGAUAGCAAAAACCUGAACCCCGGUCAGUGUCAGAAGAAAUAAAUAAAGGAUAAAAUGUUUCACUGGUUUUCUGUGGCUGUGGGUUUGGAUGUACUGUCAUGCUUGUGGUCAUAGAAAGAACUGGGAAUGAGAAAAGCAAAAAGAAAAGCACAAUGUCUGUGAUGAUCUCUACCACUUACUGGCAGCUGUGAGGAGAGAGCAGUGUGAGGAGAGAGCAGUGUGAGGAGAGAACAGUGGGCGAGGCACAGUCUCACUGCAUUUCCCUCUAUUGGUAAACCAGUGGGUCAGCCUUAUAUUCAAUACAGAAACCUUCCUCAGAGGGUUAGGCAUUUCUACCUUUAAGAUCUGUCUAUUCCCCACUUCAUGCGCUCUGUCUCUAUCUCAGAGAGCAUGAAGUGGUGAAUAUGUGGUUGUGAAACAGUAACCAGAUUGAUUCCUGCCUCGUUCCUGUUGACGCACAAUGAUGAUGUAAGCAUGGACUACAUCCUUUAGCAUUUUUACUAACUUAUUGAGCUUCUUUCUGCUGUGCUACUCCUGUAAUAUUGUUCUGUUCUGUGUAUAAAGGUUUUUAAACAUUGUAUGAAGAGGGGAACUCAUGAACCAACAUCUUUUUCAAACCUAAAAUAUUGCACAAUGUAAUGACGUGUAGAUUAGUUUCUCCCCUCCAGAGCCAAACUUCAUAGCAACUUCCCCCACAGAUCCAUAGUAUAGAAUAACAAAUAUGAAUUGACCUUUCCCAGUCCUCACCCAAAUUGCGGUUUAAAAAAUAUUGUCAAUUUAAGGCUCUGUUUAGAGAAUGAUCACAUUCAAAUAAAGGGAUUUGACCCAGAGGUUUCGCACAGCUAGAAGUACAGUCAUUAAAAGUUUGUUAACAUCUUUUGUCUGAAUAUAUAUCGAUAGUGCUGUAGUUCUCUGCAUGUGUUUAUUUAAUGAUAUUACUUUGAUUUUAAUCAGAUUACAUUUUAAACAGUGUUAUUGACAAAUCUGCACUAUUGAUUUUUAAAAUAUGUCAAUAGAUUUUUAAAUUAUUGGAACGUUUUGAUUGUUAAAGAGGUAGAGCAUGUUUCUUCUUUUUUACUGUUGUUUUUCUUGUGAAGCUGAUUGGCUGAGCACUGUAGCAGAACCACCUAUCAGACUGCUUCCAUUUUUACAGUCUUAAUUGGCAAAAAGUCUGUCUCACGCCCUGAUAAUAUCUACAUCACUGCUUUUAUAUAUGGCCAUGUAUAUGUUAUGAAAACCUGCUCUUUUACCAUUGUAUUUUUCCAUGCACUUCUUUAGAGAAUGUACAUAUUUACACUCCUGGCAUGUAAAUAAAAUAAACAUUUUCAAUGUCA
Esox lucius (northern pike) is the source of this 6690-nucleotide messenger RNA. Its product is annotated as ras-specific guanine nucleotide-releasing factor 2. Gene Ontology annotation, biological process: positive regulation of GTPase activity; Ras protein signal transduction. Gene Ontology annotation, cellular component: plasma membrane. The transcript has 26 exons. Lineage: Eukaryota; Metazoa; Chordata; Actinopteri; Esociformes; Esocidae. Gene Ontology annotation, molecular function: protein binding; guanyl-nucleotide exchange factor activity. Bases 703 to 4707 code for a protein of 1334 amino acids. The record is from RefSeq and is a predicted model, not a curated record.